AAUUUGGCAGGCAAACCAGGAUCACACAUGCUGCAGGAUUUACUACAGGAGCUGUAAGGCACUUCGAUAUUGAACCGGAUCAUAUACAACCGCAAAAAUGGUUGAUGCUUUCUGCGCCACAUGGAAACUGAUCGAAAGCCAAAACUUCGAUGAAUACAUGAAGGCUCUAGGUGAGGUUGUUAUUUUUUCAACACCUGCAGUAUAAUGUGUGUUGGAGUGAUUAUUCUGGUUUUGAUUUCUUGUGUGAUACAUCAGUAAAUGUUUUUUUUUUUAAACAGGUGUUGGGUUUGCCACAAGACAGGUGGGCAAUGUCACCAAACCCACAGUAACCAUCAGCCAGGAUGGGGACAAAGUAGUGGUGAAAACCACGAGCACUUUUAGGAACACUGAGAUCUCCUCCAAACUGGGAGAGGAGUUUGAUGAGACCACUCCUGAUGACCGCCAUGUCAAAGUGAGUAAACUUGAUUAUGAGUCAUGACUUCAAAUUAACAGCCCAGUGAUGAAACACUUGCUGCUUGUUUCUUGCAGUCUACCUUCACCAUGGAGGGAGACACAUUUGUGCAUGUGCAGAAGUGGGAUGGCAAGGAGACCAAAUUUGUCAGAGAGAUCAAGGAUGGCAAGAUGGUGAUGGUAGGUUGAAUUUCAACAUACAAGUCAUACAAGUCCACGCAGAAAGAAGCGAGAAGAAAUCUUUUUGCUCUUGUCAUUGUGGUUACAUUUAUCAUUUGCUGCGUAAAGUUAUGGAAAGCACUUUCAGCUGCCUCGUUGUUGUAACAUGCUAUGCAAAUAAACCUGCCCCAUCUUGCCUUGAUUGUGCACUCAGAGAAAUCACGAGCCACACGGGCAAAAGAAAACUUGCUCUUUUUAGAAAGUGCAUGAUUAAUCACUACAAAUUUUUUUAAUGCUCACUGUAUAACACAAGCUUUCUCUUUUUUUUUUAUUUCACAGACCUUGUCUUUUGAGGGAGUCCAAGCUGUCCGCACUUAUGAAAAAGCCUAAUUCAACUGUGACUGAGCAAACACACUGCACUACAAUCAGCAAGCCUCCCCUCCCUUUUUAACUAAACAUCAUUUCGCAGUGAUUUGCACUCCAUUUUGUUGUUGUGACAUGUGAUGAAUAUUUUAGGGAUUCUUUUGUAAGAUCUUUUGUAAGAAACUCAAAAUGUGAAGGGCCAAAACUGUCUCAUUUUGCGCAUUAAGUGAAAAAUAAAAUAUUUGACUUAACUUUC
Messenger RNA from Xyrichtys novacula (pearly razorfish), 1228 nucleotides. Lineage: Eukaryota; Metazoa; Chordata; Actinopteri; Labriformes; Labridae. The record is from the annotation of a GenBank genome assembly.